AAUGACAAAAAUAUCUAUUUAACAGUUGGUGAAGCUAGUGGUAAAGCUUCUAAAAGCGUUGCUGUCCAUAUUCGUGGAAAUGUCAAUGUUGAGCACAUGAGAUCUCAAACUUCAACUUUGGCUUCAGAAUUAGCCAAAGCACGGCAGGGUUUGACAGAAAGAGGGGAAGCUUUGACUCAACUUGAAGAACGCACAGGAAGAUUAAUGACUGAAGCAGAAAGUUACUCUAAUACUGCUCAUCAGUUGAUGGUUAAAUAUAAAGAUAGAAAAUGGUAUCAAUUUUAAAUUAAUUUUUCCAAAUCGGCCAGAAGAAAAAGAAGAAAGUGGGGCUAUGAGGCUCUAUUUAAAUAGAUCAGUGUUGGUGCCAGUGUUCCUUUACUCUCUGCUAUUAAGACCUAUGAUUGGGCAGACUGCACCAUUCAACUGACAAUGAACAGCUCUAGAGUUGUUUAAAAAAUUAAAGACAAAUACU
Centruroides sculpturatus (bark scorpion) is the source of this 472-nucleotide messenger RNA. Its product is annotated as syntaxin-binding protein 5-like. The transcript is spliced from 2 exons. Lineage: Eukaryota; Metazoa; Arthropoda; Arachnida; Scorpiones; Buthidae. The annotation marks the transcript as partial. The record is from RefSeq and is a predicted model, not a curated record.